UGCAGUCCACCAUGUUUGGACUGAGGACAAAAAAGCAGCUGACGACAAAAUACAGCCCAUAUUUCCUCAUGUUCGGCAGAGAGGCAAGGUAUCCAUCAGAGAUCCCAAAGGAAUACAAGAUUACAGAAGACAUGGUCACAAAAAUCAUUUCAAAUGAAGACGUGUGUGAGGGCCUACAAUCCCAGGAGGUGGUAUACGCUGAAGUGACCAAAAAUGUUAGAACCACCCAAGACAAAAUCCGCAGGGGGAAGGCAAAAAGGGGAGAGGAGGAUAGCUUUCAGGUGGGAGACCUGGUUUUGCGCAAAAAUGUGAGGCAAGAACAGAGAAAAGGUGGCAAACUGGAUGCUGAUAUGCUGGGACCCUUGAAGAUUGUGGAGCUGGAAGGCAAAAGUGCUGACUUGGUUUCAGAGAAGGGCAAGAGGACUCUGAAGGUCAACAUCGACCAACUGACGCACUACUUCCAGCCUGAGGAGAGGGUCCCAGCAAAACUGAAGAACUUGUCUGCUUCCUGCAAAGGUCCAUCAGCCCCACCAGUGUCACCGCCUCCCUGUGAGGGUCCAUCAGCCCCACCAGUGUCACCGCCUCCCUGUGAGGGUCCAUCAGCCCCACCAGUGUCACCGCCUCCCUGUGAGGGGCCAUCAGCCCCACCAGUGUCACCGCCUCCCUGCGAGGGGCCAUCACUGGUACAGUCUUGCUGUGACCCCGAAAAUGGUGAGUAAGCAGACAAUGAACAAAUGAGAUGUCUGACAAGUGCCUGACAAUAUUGUCUUCACAGUAAUAACCAAACUCUGGGCUGGAGAAAGGGGAAAGGUGCUGUGGUCCAAAAUUGGGCCUUACAAGCUAUUUUCAGAAAACAUUGCUGAUUUGGCCCCUGGGAAAGAGUUGGAAAGUGAGGUAUGUAGAUAUUGUCCAAAUGAGUGGUCACCUUAUUGGAAGGAAAUGACAAUGUACCGUUUGUGCUCCUAGAUCAUAAAUGCCUAUUUGACACUGGUGGGGCGACAACACGCUGCGUUGAUUAUGGACUCCUAUUUCAUGACCUCAGUUUGGCAGGGGUCCACAAAGGGUUUCAGAAAGGUGAGUUGGGUUUGACAUUUAAACAUUCUCAUAUAAGACUAUCCAUGAUUUAAUUCCAAGAUCUUCACUUUGUAGCUUGAUCUGCUGAAUUAUGACGUGGCAGCUGGGGCAGUCUGUGACAACAGACACUGGACACUCAUUGUAAGAAUCACACAACCAUGAGAAUUUGAAGUGGAAUUACUAGAUUUAACAUGAUCCCCAUUUGUUUUUCAAGAUAAUGUAUCUAAAAGAGAUGCGGGUUGUCUUUGUUGAUCCAUUUGGGGCAACACAAGCACAAAUGAAUAAGUGCAGGGAUGUCACAAGGUAAGCAAAAAAGGCUAAUGUUAACCACAGCAGUCAUUUUUCUGACUUGUACAUGUGAAUUACAUAAGGCUGCUGCACUGAAUAACAUUCAGUACCUGUUGGGUUAUUUUCUUUUUUUUUUUUCCACAGAGCUCUGGUUAGGAGACGAUGUCCAGCCAUCGGCAAAUGGACGUGCUCAACUGUUGCCCAUCCAAAACAGCAGGACCUAACAUCCUGUGGCGUGUUUGUAUGCAAGGUAGGUAAAAUGCUCAUGGCGUAUUGUACCUGAAUGGACAGAUUCUAAUGAGUAGACAAUGUUCAGCUUGCAGAACAAAUACUUUCGGGGACCAAAAUACUGUACCCUGUUGACAAGGAGGGGGUUGCCAGGCUCAGACUGGACAUAGCGCUCUCUCUGAUCCAAAACUCAGGUAUACCCGAGAAACGGCAUUUGGACCUCCAUUUAAACAUAUUUCUGUGUAUAUCCUCAUUGUGACAUGUAUUUUUAGAUGACAUUUCCCAGCUAUGUCGUGCCUGUGGUGAGGGAAGCUCAGGUGCAGAAACCGAUGACUGGGUAAGAUGUUGAAAUCAAUACCUCAGAUGGUAGCACCUUGACUGGGUUGCUUCAUAUCACUGGGUGACAUGUCUCUUUGAUGCACCAACAGAGGAAUUAUACUUGAGGUGACCUGCAUGCCUUUGCACUUUAAAGACACUAGAGCACCUAAAGGAUGCAUGAAAACGUCAAGUGAUUCACAGAUAAGACUGUUGCACAGAAAUAUGCAGUAUCUGCACACUGUAACAUGUUUGGUUGCUUUACUCAAGAGCCUGACUUCAGAUGAAUGACUCUGACAAUCUAAUUUUUCUUGCGGAUUGAAUGCACCUUCUGUGGGAAGUGGUACCACACAGUGUGUGUGGACUUCCCCUCUGCAGAAGGCGACUACAGAUGUAGCGGGUGCUAAAUAAACAGAAAAAAUUGAAUUGUCUUUGCCUACUGGUUGUUUUUAGUGUUGACAAUCCACAUUGCUGGCAUUGCAUCUUUCAACAUGUUUGUGGGUGGAUUUGGGUGUACCAGGUGUAAGUGCAGCCACUCAGCCUUUACUCAAUGUGAUCAUAGCAGCAGGUGCAGAUGUGUGUCACAAGUUAAUCUAGUAGUGGGCUAUGGUACUUGGCCACAGGUGGCAGCAGUGGACUGACCUGCCUUGGAGACUGCUCCAGCUGCUAUGUGGUAGUCAGUAGAUGGGUUCCAAAUUGAGGAUUAUAUGCAAGUUUUGGAGACUGUUUAUUACUGAUCACUGUGUAACUGCUGCACAUUCAGCGUAACUGCCAUCUCCUUACGGAUCUUUAUUAGAUUGACCACACUUAUACAGACUGUAUAUAACAACCAACUCUGAAAUGUUCGUUUGCAGAGAAAAGACACAGGCACACUAUGCUAACAACAUGCGAUGUUACAACACUGGUGAGAUAUUAGUGUGUCAUAUAUAUUUGUUCACGACAUUUUCCUAAUGGGCAAAGGUAUUGAUAUCAUGAUGUACGAGGGUGGUGAUUCUUAUGACUUUGUUUACAUAAUUUGGCAUUUUGUACAAAUGUAGGUCAAUAAUAAAUACAUGAUAUCAUUUCAUUCAUUUCGAAGGUUUAUUUGCAUGACGCACAAACAGACAGACUUGAAAGGUACAAAUGUAUAUUGUGCAUGAAACAAAUUCAAACGUGCUGCAGAUGUGUGUCACAAGUUGAUCUGGCUGUGGGCUGUGGCACUUGGCCAGAGGUGGCGCUGGCUGAUUCGAGUCCAUGUUAGUGCACACAAAGUAAACUGCACGCUGUAGUUUUGAGCAUAAAACGCUGAAACCGGAGAAAUAAGACGUGCGAGGGGAACGAUAACGACGACAAGAGUCUCCCGAUCGUUUAUUCUCGCUGUCCUGUGAACAA
This is a messenger RNA of Oreochromis niloticus (Nile tilapia), 3276 nucleotides long. RefSeq names its product protein diaphanous homolog 1. The record is from RefSeq and is a predicted model, not a curated record. Lineage: Eukaryota; Metazoa; Chordata; Actinopteri; Cichliformes; Cichlidae. The coding region runs from base 12 to 719 and encodes 235 amino acids. The transcript is spliced from 2 exons.